AUGCGUGCUCCUCAGGCUCUCGGCACAACGAUCUUCCCAGAAGACUUAACCAAAGAAAUAUACGCUGAGCUUGCGCAAACAGUUCGAAGCCUUCCCAACCGUCUUUGUCUCACUGCCCUGUUAGCGAGCGAUGAUGCUGGGUCGCAUCAAUAUGCAGAAUGCACUCGGGAAACAUGUCAGAAUAUUGGGAUCGACUUCUGCCUGGUACGUUUGACGCCCAGAAAUGUGGCGACGUACAUCAAGGCGCUCAAUGGGAACCCAUCUGUCCACGGCAUUAUGGUAUAUUACCCGAUUUUCGGAGACACGAGAGAUGAUGAGAUCAAAAGCAUGGUUGUUCCCCGAAAGGAUGUAGAGGGACUCAAUCGGCCCCACUCUUCUCAUGAAGUAACGGAUGAAGCCCAGCCCCGUUUGGCCCCUACAGUGCCAUGCACGGCGAAAGCAGUGGAAUCUAUUUUACAUUGGCUGGGUAUCUAUGAUCGGAGUCUAGCCGUGGGGGAAAGGCUGAACGGAUGGGAUAUCUGCAUCAUCAACCGAUCCGAUGUUGUCGGGCUGCCUCUCGCCCAACUGUUAGCGAGCCAAGGCGCCCGUGUCUAUAGUGUUGAUAUUUUAGGGGUCCAGAUCUACCAAGCUAGUCUGACAAGUGGGUCAGCCGAGGUGCGGAGUACGCCAACUGAGUGGACCCUUCAGGAUGUUGUGAGAAAGUCUGGCGUGAUCAUCUCGGCGGUUCCGCACCCUACGUUCAAGGUGGAUACGAAAUGGAUUCAGAGAGGGACGAUCUGCAUCAACGUUGCUUCCGCCAAGAACUUUGAUGCAGAAGUCCUCGAAGUGGCCUCUAAAUUUGUGCCCCGCGUUGGGAACUUGACUAUUGCUGCCUUAUUGGACAAUCUUCUCCAGUGCACCAAGGUGCUCCCAGCUUAG
Penicillium pulvis is the source of this 918-nucleotide messenger RNA. Its product is annotated as bifunctional methylenetetrahydrofolate dehydrogenase/methenyltetrahydrofolate cyclohydrolase. Gene Ontology annotation, molecular function: methylenetetrahydrofolate dehydrogenase (NAD+) activity; methenyltetrahydrofolate cyclohydrolase activity; methylenetetrahydrofolate dehydrogenase (NADP+) activity. Gene Ontology annotation, biological process: tetrahydrofolate interconversion; purine nucleobase biosynthetic process. The transcript is spliced from 3 exons. The coding region runs from base 1 to 918 and encodes 305 amino acids. The record is from RefSeq and is a predicted model, not a curated record. Gene Ontology annotation, cellular component: cytosol. Lineage: Eukaryota; Fungi; Ascomycota; Eurotiomycetes; Eurotiales; Aspergillaceae.